UACUAAUAAUAAACUCACCCAUCCAACUUUCUCUAGCAAAAGUAUAGAACACAUUUUCUUUGGUUACACAAAUGUUUCAAGGUAGGAAUAGGAUUGGUCGAAAAGUCACAAAUGCUCCAUAAAGAAUUCUAUAAAGAGCUAACUGAUUGGUAAUGGACAGAAAGCACCACUGCUUCAUGCUAAUUGGAUCCCUCGUCUAAAUUCCUCUCUCCCUUCGUACAAGUUACAACCCCCUAGUGGUUCCAGAAGGUGAACUUACGGUUGCCGAGAUUCUUUGUCCUGGUGAAGGCCGUUAGUGUGAUCUUAAAAUAAGUCAGUGGUUUGACCCACCCACUUGUAGUGCGAUUAAAGCUAUCCCUCUUCCUCGCCAGGAGGUGGAGGAUCGCCUGAUCUGGCAUGGCACUUUUGAUGGAGUUUUCACAGUCAAGUCAGCCUAUCAUCUGGUUGUCUGGCUAGAUAGAAAAGAUGGUGACUGGAGCUCUCCGGCAAGUUGGAUGGAUAGGCCCAGAUGGAUUAAAUUGUGGGGGAGAAAAUAUUCCUCCAAAGCUCAAAGUUUUCGUUUGGCAAAUUUAUAAUCGUCUACUUCCCAAGACUGAGGGCCUAAUUGAGAAACAUGUCCAGAUCCACCCCAAAUGUCUGGUUUGUUGGGCGGAUUUUGGAAACCUUGGAACAUUUGUUUUUUUAUUGUCUGGUGGCCAGGGCUUUAUGGGACUAUUCGAGCCUUGAAUAUCUCGGUCAAGGACUUCCCCGCCAUACUUUCCCGCUCUUUCCGAAGAAGUUGAUGUCUCUUAUACAUCAACCUCAAUUGCUUAUGGCGGUUAUUGCAGUGUUAUAGAGAAUCUGGAGGUCAAGAAAAUGAGUUGUUUUCAAAGGCAAACUUUGGGAUCCCAGUUUUAAUGCGACAAUAUCACCAGCAGUAUCAAGAGUGGGUGAAUUUACCAGUUGAUAAUGUUUCGUGCUUGCAGGCCCAACGAGCUCCAAGUGUGGGUGAACCUCCCCCUUACUCGUUUGUCUGCAAGUGGGACGGAGCAACUAAGAAGGGGUCUCAUUCGGCAGGAGGGAUGACAAUUAGGAGCCCAGAUGGGCCGCUGCUUUUGGCCAAAGGAUUCAGUUUGUGAGGAUUGAUGACCCCAUGGUCGUGGAGAUGCUUGUCCUCCGGGAAGCCGUGGUCUGGUGCAUGGCGAACAGGUUCACACAGGUGCGGUUUGAAAGUGAUGUCAAGGUAGUCAUUGAUAAAAUCAAUAAGGCGGAUGCUAGGGAUAGUCAGAUAGGUGCCCUUAUGGAAGAGGUGUUGCAGUAUUUUGCGAUUCAUGGUGGUAUGAGUGUGCACUUUGUAGGUCGCCGUAGCAAUAGGGUAGCCCACUUGGUGGCUAGAAAAGCCGUUCAAUUGUACCCGAUUGCGAGUCGCUUCUUUGAUUUUGUGGCCUGGUUGAAUUCCAUGAUAUAAUUGUCUAUUUUUUCUGGUUAAUAUAAUGAUUAUCUUUUAUAAAAAAAUUAUGAAGACGAAUUAUCAUUCAUCCAACUAGAGACGUCUGAGAUUGCAAAAGGAAACGUACACUUAGAAUAACGGUGCUCCAAUGACUAGCUACAUGAUAGGAUUGGAAACGCUAGUGGCAUGAAUUUUCUUCCAAAAGAUGUAAGACGAGUAGGCAAUAUGUAAGUGAUUUGCGACAUAUUUUUUUACUACGCAAAUUACUUAUCACGCAAAAGGGUACUCUCUAUUGAAUGAGUGGUUUACUGUAUAACUUUUAGUCAUCAAAUAUUAUUUUUGAUCAUUAUGAAAUCGCUAAUUUCGGUCCGAUCUAGGUGUCAACUCUAAAUACGUUUGCUCCCCCGGUUAGGAUCCGAAGGGCUGGUGCCCAAGAGGCAUGGACGAGAAUUGUCCAUCAAACCACAUAGUAGUCAUACUCGAUUAGGGACUUAUUCCCUAUUGAAUCACAAAUCAUCAGGUCCCCAAACUAACUAUUAGCAGAAACGGCAGAAACAUAAGGUGGCGUGAACUUACAAUAUGAUUGCGUGAAAAAUCAAUACUCUUACAUGAAUAAUGUAAAUAUGACGUACAUGAUACAUAUAUGACGUGAAUAACCCAAAAUUAAGUGUUUUGUCAUUUUACGUGACAAGAGACUUGACUCUUAUUCCUUCACCUUUUUCCCCCGCGCUAAGUUUCUUGAUGGAGGCGACAUGUGAUGAAUGCAAGAGGAACAGAGUAUGGCAUCCGCCAUGUUAAGUUUGCCCGAUCUGGGGCCUGCAACUCAAUUGGUUCUCCCCGCUACAAACUAUUAUUGCGGAGACAUGUAUAAUAUAAGACCAAAGAAACUCUGCCACAGUACUGCCAAUUAUCGGGCGAGGCACUCAAAGUGUUGCAAGACCGACCGCGCGCAGGCAGUCGCAUGCUGCCCACAGCCACCGCCAUGUGCUGCUACCCAGCUAGCUCUGCAUUUUGCACCGGCCACUCCCUGGCCCCUGCCUCCCUCAAUUCCUGACCGCCUAUGCAUUAUAAUUAUGUUGGUAGAUAUUUAUAUAUGUAUACAUGGUGGCAAUUUCGGUGCACUCACAAAAAUGAGUGCGUUCAGUGCACCCAACUCAAAAACUAGUCUUAAAGUGUCGGAUUUUGAAUUUUAUUUGUAGAAUUAGUGUAAUAUGAUGAUAUAACAUAUGAUAACAACAAAUUAGCGAUUUACCCUAAGCCCUAGACCUUCAAUUUUGAGUUCUAUCCCUAAACCCCAAAUUGUAAACCCUAACCCUAUCCCUAAAUCUCUAAACUCUAAAUCCUUCAAAUUUAAGUAAAUCUUUAAUGGUUUU
Linum trigynum is the source of this 2802-nucleotide messenger RNA. The record is from the annotation of a GenBank genome assembly. Lineage: Eukaryota; Viridiplantae; Streptophyta; Magnoliopsida; Malpighiales; Linaceae.